Molecule: messenger RNA, 324 nt
Organism: Lolium perenne
Lineage: Eukaryota; Viridiplantae; Streptophyta; Magnoliopsida; Poales; Poaceae
Source: RefSeq, a predicted model, not a curated record
AUGGAGAAGAAAGCCCCUACCAACCAGACCGAAGUCCGCGCCUUUCUAGGAUUGGCGGGUUAUUACCGCAAGUUCGUUGAGGGAUUCUCCAGCAUUGCGAGACCCUUAACGCAGCUGUUGAAGAAGGAUAAGAAGUUCGAGUGGACCGAUAAGUGUGAGGCGAGUUUUCAGGAACUCAAGAAGCGAUUAGUUACAGCCCCCGUCUUGACCAUGCCCGAUAUCACCAAGGAUUUUGAUGUGUACUGCGAUGCAUCAAAAUUGGGUCUGGGGAGUGUGCUGAUGCAAGAAGGCAAGGUGAUAGCCUAUUUGUCAAGGCAACUCUGA